Oppia nitens is the source of this 5013-nucleotide messenger RNA. RefSeq names its product MAP kinase-activating death domain protein-like (gene Rab3-GEF). Gene Ontology annotation, cellular component: cytosol. Gene Ontology annotation, biological process: regulation of Rab protein signal transduction; regulation of apoptotic process. The transcript has 11 exons. Gene Ontology annotation, molecular function: guanyl-nucleotide exchange factor activity. NCBI's taxonomy places the organism in Eukaryota, Metazoa, Arthropoda, Arachnida, Sarcoptiformes, Oppiidae. The record is from RefSeq and is a predicted model, not a curated record. Bases 303 to 4946 code for a protein of 1547 amino acids.
CGUCUUGAGUUUGAAACAAACGAAAAGCUUUAAGAAACCGGAAAUUGUUUCGGGAAUUGAGUUCCCGAUCGACCGGAAAACGACUGAUCGGUAAAAAUAAAUGAAAGAUAAGACCAAAAGCGACAAAAAAGUAGGAAAAAGAGCGGAACUGACGUGUCUUGAGAUGAGUUGUAAUAAAUGUUAGGAAAAAAUCGAUUGCUUUCGUCGCAAAUCAUGUGAUCUUUCGAUUGAUUUAACGAUUUUUGACUCAAAAUGAAGUGAAUUCGGGAUCAGAAGCAAGAAAUGACUGAAACGACGAUCCGAUGUCCGAUUGCGUGAAGAAGUAUUUUAGUCCACGACUUCUCGACUAUAUAUGUGUUGUGGGAAGUCGUCAGACGAGUGCAGACAUCCAUUCUCUGCAAUUACCGGAACUGUUGCGUCGAUAUCCGCCCGAAGACCACUCGGACUUUGCUCUGCCGCCGGACGUCGUCUUCUUUUGUCAGCCCGAAGGCUGUGUGACGUCUUCAUAUCGGAGAUUAUCUCAAAGAGACACCAAUUCCUUCGUCUUCGCGCUCACCGAAAAGGACACUUCGCGCGUGCGUUACGGGAUUUGUGUAAACUUUUACCGACCAGUGGAGCGACAGAUAUCGGAUCGAACGCAAAGAUGUCUAUCUUUGGUGUCUUUUUGUAUAAUAAGUCAUCAUCCAUUCUUCUCGUCUUUUCGGGAAUGUCUUCAUGUCUUGAGAAAAAUGGUUUUUUCAGUUCAUCACAAAAACAAACCCGAAAAACGACACAAAAGGCAAGAUUUACGACUUAAAGAUUCUUUAAGUAUUGAUUUAUUGAUUUCCGUUUCCGUCCGCAGAGAUCUCAUUUGGACACUUUUGACGACUCACGUCAGUCCCGAGACUUCGGCUACUUUCCCGUCUCAAGUGAUCCAAGACUUUCGUGAAGUCGAGCUGUGGUGCCUUCGUCUGUUAUCAGCUCCCGUUCCCGUUCCGGGCAAAACACGUCUCGAACUAGAAGUGAGUCCUCGCGAGGUUCGUCCUCCAUUGGUCAUGUCAUUGCCGGAUCACACGCGGUUUUCAUUGGUGGACUUUCCGUUGCAUUUGCCGUUGGAACUGUUGGGAGUGGACACUUGUCUCAAAGUUUUGUCCGUAAUUCUAAUGGAACACAAAUUGUUAUUACAAUCUCGUGAUUACAACGCGUUGUCGAUGUCUGUCAUGGCUUUCGUUACAAUGAUUUAUCCCUUGGAAUACAUGUUUCCCGUUAUUCCUCUUUUGCCCACUUGUAUGUCUUCAGCCGAACAGUUGUUGUUGGCGCCGACGCCGUUCAUAAUAGGAGUUCCGGCUUCGUUUCUGGCGUUCAAACGCCGAUUCCGAUUACCAGAUGACGUCUGGUUAGUCGAUUUGGACGCAAAUAAAAUCGUCAAACCGUCGGCUGUCGAGGAUAUCCCUCCUCUUCCCGAACCUGAGGCCACAGUCUUGAAAAACCAUUUGAAACAGGCGUUGGCCUCAAUGUCUUUGACGCCGCAAGUGCCGAGUCUGGAGCGCGUGUCUGAACCGCGUCCUCCGCCCACUGCACAGGGGGCGCUCCAGUUCAACCCCUUGAUUUACGGAAAUGACAUCGACUGCGUGGAUGUGGCCACCCGAGUUGCCAUGGUGCGUUUCUUCAAUUCGUCGAACAUUCUUCAGAAUUACGGCGAAUAUUCGCGGACAAUUCGGUUGUUUCCGCGGCCAGUCGUCGCUUUUCAAGUCAACGCUUUCAUGCAAUCGCGACCCAAAGCGUCGGCUUUCGUUCACCGCUUUGUCCGGACUCAAGCCGUCGAGUUUUUGGCCGAGUGGUCGUUGUGUCCUUCAAACGUGGCCUUUAUUCGCGUGCAAACUGGUGUUUUCGAUCCGACAGUUAUCGGAGAUAAACACAAAUGGUUUGGACAUCAAUUGGACGCCAUUUCUUUCAAAGUCUCCAACAAUGCAAACUUCGCCGAUCUUUUCGGUGACUUCGAGACGACGGCCGACGACUCGGAAGACGACGAAAGCGAUUCCGAUGUCUCCACUUCUUCAUCUUACGGGUCUUUAUCCGAACUCAUGGCCGACACCGAAGCCAACGACGCCAACAGUCAUUCGGCUGCCUUUCUAAACGCGAUUCGCGAGUCUUCAUGCGUUCCGACUAUCGGUGACGUCACUUCCGUUUUCCAUCCUCCGGACACUCUUCAGUUGACACAAACGCAAGAAGACAGUCCCGUCCGAACGUCCGAACGCGGAUCCGAGUCUUCAUCUCCGACUCAAAGCACGGCUUCGAACGCAUCUUCAGUCGCGUCGACCGCCGAAGACGAGUCGUUCCAAACGCGAGACUUAUAUGAUUGCAAACCCGACGAACGACUCGUUCCUCCCGUUUCUCCGAAACUCAUUCCUCAGUCGACUUCCGGUCGUUCUCCCAUCGAAUCGGACACUUCGGACACUGCGUCUCGUUCGUCAACUCCGAAAGCGUCGGAAGCUGCCGGUCGUCCGAUGUCUCCGUCGACUUCAGUGGACAGAUCGUCGGGAACGUCGACUCCGACGCUUUCGCGCGCAAUUUCCAUUUCUUCGGUGUUUUCUCGUUCUCAAUCACAACAUAGAGAUUCCGUUUCAACAAUCGGACAGUCGUUAAUCGAUAGAUUCGCUUCGGAGGCCAAAGAAGUGGCCAGAGAAGCCAAAGCCGUCGCCAAAGAAGUCGCAAAACCGGCGGCCGCGGCCGGAAAGAAACGAUUCUUAGCGAAUCUGUCGGCAAUUAGCGAACCAAUGAAGGAAUCGGCGUUUUGGAAACGCGAAGAAGUGGCCAAAGAGUCGUCUUCUUCUGCUUCGCUCAUAUCUUCCAUGUCUUCCGAUUUUAACGGUUUAGCCGAUCGAACGGCCGGAAUGUUGUCCGGAUUGUUCGGAAAUCAGACAAAACAAACACAAAACCAACGAACGGCUCAACCGUUCGGUCCGUUUCCAAAAGGACGCAAAAAUCUUGUCGAAAAAUCAUCUCUUAUUCGACAUUCGACUCAAAAUCAAAAGAAGGAGGCGCCUCCCGAUAAGUCGACCGGAUCGCACAGCGAAAACCAGGCGUUUCUCAAAGAAACCAUAACUACUGUUCUCGACGGCGAAGGAGUUGGUUGGCUCAAGUUGUCACGUGUUCGCAAACUCAUGGAAGACGAGAACUACAGGGCUCUUGUCGUCUCGAGAGUCAACAAAACUCUUGAGCGCAAAGUCGGUCCCGACGAUCACGUGGAAGACGUCCAGGUGUCGCGACCUGUUUGGAAGGGAAUGGCCAAACUCUUGUCGGCCUUGAUUUCCGGUUUAGAGAAGAGUUAUUGCGAACAAGGAUUGGGAGGAAUGGCGUCCGCUCUUCCCAUUCUCGAGAUCGCUCACACCCACUACUGGGCACGUGACACGACUCAGACGACCGACGAAUCGGUGGCCACGACUGCGACCUGUUCUCAAGGUUCGUCUCCAUUUGGUUCUUCAGAUAACUUGCACCGCGCGACUUCGCCGCCGCCAGUAGUGUUGUCUCCGAGUGCAGAUGCGGCCAUUUCUGCUGCGGUUCAAGAAAAACGUUCGCAACUGUUGACGCGUUUGCAGACGAGUUUGGAUUCGGAACAAUCGGACGAAGUUUCGCCGACCGCUCAGAAUGCUUCCGAAGCCGGGUCUCUGACAGUGAAUCCGGCGUACGGCUCGCGACUCGGCAAUAAUCGAAACACGUUUUCCGAUUCGGAAAUUGAGGGAAUGCAUUGUCAAAGAACUCGAACUCCUAGUCUCUGGUCUUCGAAAUCUUCGGUUUCUACGGGAUUUAGAUAUCAUGGCGGAGCUCUUAUCGGCGCAACAGGAGUUCCAGCUGAUGCACCAAGAGUAUACCUUUUCGAGAGUAUAAUCGGGAAAGAGAGAUCACGUCUUUGGGAUCAAAUGCAGUUCUGGGAAGACGCCUUUCUCGAUGCAGUUUCUCAGGAACGGGAUCUCGUGGGAAUGGAUCAAGGACCACAAGAAAUGAUGGACAGAUAUCGGGCUUUGAGUGAAAUGGAUCGCAAAAGACUGGAACACGAAGAAGACCGACUUUUGGCGACUUUUCUCUACAAUUUGACGGCUUUUAUGCUAAUGCUUGACAUCAAUAGAACGGAAAUUCGUCGCAAAAUAAGACGUCUUCUCGGGAAAUGUCAUGUCGGACUCGUUUAUUCGCAAGAAGUAAACGAAGUUUUGGACCAAAUCGAUAGAUUGCGUGGAAAUGACAUCGAUUUGAAACCCUUGGCUUCGCGUCAAUUACAUAGACAAACGUUUUCAGUUCACGUGGGAACCGAUGCUCAGGGAGAUAUGAUGUUUCUCGAAGUCAGAGACGACGGUCUGAUAUUGCGAUCGAUAAACGGGACAAUAGUCGAGAGAUGGUGGUUCGAACGGUUGGUUAAUAUGACUUAUUCGCCGAAAAACCGAGUUUUGUGUUUAUGGCGUCGAAAUGGCGGACAAACACAACUUCACAAGUAUUUUACGCGGAAAUGUCGGGAAUUGUAUUACGCGAUAAAAGAAGCGAUGGAACGGGCGGUGGCCAGAGGAACGGGUCCAUUGCCUGGAACAGAACUCGGAGGAGAGUUUCCGGUGCAAGACUUGCGAAGCGGUGAAGGAGGUCUUCUGCAAGUGUGUAUGGAAGGCGUGGGGCUGUUGUUCGCCAACUCUAAGUCUCUUUGUUUACGCAGUUCUUCGUUCGUCUUGAAAAUAUUCGCAAAUGUUUUACACAAAAAGGCGGAAUAUUCGUCCUUGAAGAGUUCAAUCCAAAAUCGCGACAAAUCCUUCAGCGAAGAUAUCGAUCACAAAUGGCAGAUCAGAUCUGUUACGCCGUUCUUUGUGUCUUUUCCUAUAUCGCCGCAGGACUUGAAGAACAAAGAAAACGACAAAAACAGACGACAAAUGUCGACAAAACCGAAAAAAGUCCACAAAAUUCUCGCAACAGAUAAACAGCAAUAAAAUAGAGAUUUAUUUUGAAACGAAAAACGUCUCUAAAAUGCCUUUUCCUUUGACAUGAAUUUCUCCG